Molecule: messenger RNA, 1541 nt
Organism: Rhodotorula graminis WP1
Lineage: Eukaryota; Fungi; Basidiomycota; Microbotryomycetes; Sporidiobolales; Sporidiobolaceae
Exons: 6
Coding region: 1-1491 (496 amino acids)
Source: RefSeq, a predicted model, not a curated record
AUGGCUGCCCCCACUGGGCGCCGCGAUCUCGUUCCUCGCGAUGGAAAGGACAAGGCCACCCUCGUCUCGGCCGGGCGCCUGAUGAGCCGCAGGACAGAUCGCGAGGUCGAAGCAUUGAAGGUCACGGUCGCCCAGCUCGAGGAGCAGCUCGCGGCGGCAAAGGCGCAGGGCUCGGCAGAAGCAGUCAACCAGGCGCUCGCUCGCACCGAUGGAGGACUCGCCGCCAAGGCGCUGCGCAAGGAGGUCGACACGCUCGAGAAGGAGCGCGACAUCGCCGGCUCGACCCCCACAUCCAUCCCUCCCUCCGCCUCCUCACCUUCACCCGACCUCGACCGCGUCACCAACGAGCUCGCCGCCUCCCAGUACCAUCGCACCUCGCUCGAGAAGCAGGUCGUCGAGCUCGAGCGCCGCGUCAAGCAGGCGCAGAACGAGGUCAAGCUGAGGGGGCCGGGCGCGGGACCGGGGCUGGCGGCGGCCGAGCGCGAGGGGCUCAAGGAGGAGGUCCGCAUCGCCCAGUACGAGGUCGAGAUGCUCGCGCAGGAGAAGACGAAGCUUGCGGCGCAGGUCAAGCUUGAGCGGGCCCAACGCAAGCAGGCCGAGGACGACGCCGAGCUUGAGGGCCAGCGCCUCAAGGACCGCCUUUCCUCGUCGGCCCAGCGCGUUCACGCCCUCGAGGGCGAGCUCGCCCGUGCUCGAGCUGUCGCCAACGGCGUCAAGGGCGACCAGCGCCACUUCGAGGCGCAGCUGCGGGCGCGGGAGGAGGCGUGGGAGCUGCGCGUCAAGGACAUCAUACGGGAGACGGACGCCAAGUUCGCCCGCCUGCGCCUCGAGGCCGACGCAGCCGUCCGCAACGCCCAGAUUGCGCAUGCCGCCGUCGAGCAAAGCUUGCGCGAGGAGAAUGAAGGUGCCCAGUGCGAGCUGGAGAACAUGGAGGAGCAGCUCGCCGAGGUCACCGAGGAGCUCGAGCGCAAGCGUGCGUCGACCAUGCCGCGCCUCAAGGAGCUCGACGCCGCGCGCUCGCGCCUCGCGGCCCAGUCGAAGGAGCUCGCGCGCCUCAGCGGCAUCAUCGCGGCGCACAAGACCGAGCAGCACGGGCGCAAGAAGCGCAAGGUGGCGCCUCAAGCCGACACGGUCCAGGCGGCCGCUGUGCACGCCGUCGGCGAGCCCGAGUCGAGCGACUUGGGCUGGGCGCAAGUCGAGUCGACGGCCGUCGUCGAGCUCGAGCGCCACGUCGUCACGCUCCGCGCCGAGAAGGCGCUCGCUGUCGACCAGGCCCAGCGCAAGAUCAGCGCGCUCGAGCAGGCCAUCGUCGGCGCCGGCCUCGCAGGCCCUUUCGACGUCCCUCAAGAUGAGCCCGAGGCGCACACGCCGUCGUCGUCGAGCGCGCUGCACGCCGAGGCCAUGGCCAUCCUCGCGAGCUGCGAGCGCCGCUUCGACAGUGUCGCGACGGGCCUCGUCCAGCUCAGCGCCGAGAUCGUCUCGCUCGCGUAGCGCGCGACGCGGCCGUCGGUGCGGCAGCGUGUCGGCGCGGUAGCGGCGGC